Messenger RNA from Oxyura jamaicensis (ruddy duck), 2513 nucleotides. Its product is annotated as leucine-rich repeat and fibronectin type III domain-containing protein 1-like protein. NCBI's taxonomy places the organism in Eukaryota, Metazoa, Chordata, Aves, Anseriformes, Anatidae. Gene Ontology annotation, molecular function: protein binding. The coding region runs from base 250 to 1689 and encodes 479 amino acids. The record is from RefSeq and is a predicted model, not a curated record. The transcript is spliced from 3 exons.
CAGCGGCGGGGGCCGGCUCCGCCGGUGCGGGAGCCUCCGCCGGUGCGGGAGCCUCCGCGGGGAGCGGAGCCGCGACCAUGGGCGGCGGGGGAGCGGCGGGCGCGGCGCGGGGCGCGCCCCCGCGCUAGGCUCGGCCCCGGGGAGAGGUCGGGACACGGAGAGGGGACGCUGGAUGCUCAGACGAGGACGAUGCGGGCGGCGCUCCGGGCAGGCUCCCUGUCUGCUCCGGGUCUUUGCAUGAUGUAGGAGAUGGAUGGACAAAAGCUAAAUGCUUCCUAUUGCAUCUGCAGGUCUGCUAUUUUUCUUACGAUGGAAAGGCUGGUUGUCUAUCUACUGGUUAUUAGCGCAGCCGUGAAGGCCAUGAUGUGCCCCAAAAGAUGCAUGUGUCAAAACCUGUCUCCGUCCUUCACCAUCCUCUGUACGAAGACGGGGCUUCUCUUCGUGCCCCCCAGCAUCGACAGGAGAACGGCAGAGCUGAGGCUGAUGGACAACUUCAUCACGACGCUCAGGAGAAAGGAUUUUGCAAACAUGACCAAUCUCAUUCACUUGACGCUGUCGAGGAAUACAAUAAGUCAAAUCAUGCCUUACGCAUUUUUUGAUCUUAAAGGCCUUCACGCUUUACACUUGGAUAGUAACAGACUGACAUAUAUCAACGAAGAUCAUUUCAAAGGUUUGAUCAACCUUCGACAUUUAAUACUCAGCAACAAUCAGCUAAGCUAUAUCUCUCCCGGGUCGUUGGAUGACUUUAUUGAAACCAUCGAAGACCUGGAUCUGUCCUACAACAACCUUGUUAACGUUCCUUGGGAAACAAUCGCCAAACUUUCCAACGUCAACACGGUCAGCUUGGAUCAUAACCUCAUCGAGUUUGUGCCGGAGGGAAUCUUCUCCAAUCUUCACAAGCUUGCCCGUCUAGAUAUGACCUCCAACAAGCUGAAGAAGAUCCCUCCCGAUCCAUUGUUCUCCAGGAUUCCCGUGUAUGCCAAGUCCAAAGGAUCUCCUCUGACGUCUUUGGUGCUGAGCUUUGGGGGCAACCCUUUGCACUGCAACUGUGAGCUGGUGUGGCUGAGGCGCCUCACCAGAGAAGACGACCUAGAAACCUGCGCCUCCCCACCAGAACUGAUGGGCAAAUACUUCUGGUCCAUCAAAGAGGAGGAAUUUGUCUGUGAGCCCCCAAUGAUCACACACCGAACCCCUAAGGUAACCGUAACGGAGGGUCAAAGCGUCUCUUUGAAGUGUAAAGCUGUGGGCGAUCCGGACCCCUACGUUCGCUGGAUUGCACCUGACGGGAAGCUGGUCUCCAACACCUCUAGGACGAUUUCUUACGAGAACGGUACCCUGGAUAUUUUGGUAACGUCUCUGACGGAGAAGGGCACGUUCACCUGCAUAGCAUCAAAUGCUGCGGGAGAGUCGACGGCUCCGGUCGAACUCCUCGUUACCCCGUACCCCAACCUCGCUAACAGCACCAACUGCGAUAAAGACGCGGAGCCUGGCCCCUCGGAUAUUCUGAUAUCUGCCAAGUCGAGCUUUCCGAACGAAACGAAGGCUCAGCAAGAGAAAGUGGUCGUGGUCGCCGAGCUGACCUCGUCCUCUGCUCUCAUCCAGUGGCCUUCUCAGCACCACCUCCCCGGGAUUCGCAUGUACCAGAUCCAGUACAACAGCUCCUCUGAUGACAUCCUCGUUUACAGGUAACCCCGCGUAGCCGCCCCGGCACCUCCUCCUUCGUGGAGGUGGAAGCAAGAAAGAUGUGAUAAGAACGUAGGUUGAAUUAUUCCCUGCAAUGGCAGCUAAUUGCAGGUGGUGGCUGUAAAUGAGGGGACAACUUUGCUCGUUAAAUUCCCAUUGUUGAGGAGUUGUACUGUUAAAACUCAUAAUACACCCGCUUUCUCUGCUGCCUCUCGAGGAUCUCUAAACCCUUUACAGCCAUAAUUAAUCUUCAGAGUCCAGUUUAAUGGAUGGAGUGAGGCUGAUGAGCAUUAUCUCAGUUAAUACACCCAGGGAAAUUAAGAUGGAAAGUUUAGUUACCUUUUAUGCUGAUUAAGUGUAAUUAUUUUACCUAAAUAUAUAGCAAAGAGGGGAAAAUCGAGAUGCUCAAAGUUCUGAGAUGUCCAGAGAUGCCCCCAAGCCACAUUUUGCCUGUAUGGCAAAUACAUGUGGCCACACCAUGUCUCGUGUAUGUUAUGCUGAACCUUCAGCCCCUAAAAGUCAUCACGCGAUUCCUCUAUUCCACUUCCAUGGUGUCACGGGGACAAAGCUCACGGAGGAAACUGGACAUUGCCCCGGAAGCUUUAGGUGAUGAAUUUUGUGUGGGUUUCACUUUUAAAGGCGCUGAUUCAUCGGCUGGAGUUUAUUUGGUAAAAUUUACUCGGGAAUAACUAUUUGGUGCUCAGCUUCAGUGGAUGUUGUGCAGAUUUUUAGAGUUGCUCCCUGGGCAGGGCGGUUGAGUUUCUGAUUACAUGCCUUGCUGCUUAUAGGCUUUUGUUUGUGAUUAGCUUGGGGGGGAAAGAAAGGGGUAG